AUGAAACCGCUCGGCCCGACAUACCAGGACAGUCGCAAGAACAUUCAAAGUUUUAAACUUCCGUGGGCUAAUUUUCACCGACUCAAACUUAUCCCCUCGGAUGGAAGUUUUCACCAAGCUGUGGCUCCAGUUCUGUUCCUAGGACAAUGUAUCACUUUGAUUCCUGUGGUGGGAAUUUUCAAUGCCACUUCCAGGAACACCCACUUCAAGUUACGGAGCGUACGUUGCGUCUAUUCGAUACUCUACCUAACCAUUGGUGGAGUGUACUGCUUGUUAGAUGCCCGAAGAUGUAUUCUCAAGGGAUUGAACGUUACCUCCUUUGGUGAUCUCGUAUAUACAGUGGUAGUUUACACCGCUGCUGUGUUUUUUCUAUUCGUCGCACUACAAUGGCAAUCCAUCUUGAAAGAAUUCGAGAACUGCGAGAAGUUAUUGCUGAGUGAUGCUUAUGUGAAGGUUUCGAGACGGGCUAUGAGAUUCAAUAUUGCCUGGGGCAUCAGUUUUUUGGCUUUCGGAAUUCUGAUACUGGCAAUGGUGGAAGAUGGGUUGAACUUCUAUUCGUCCUACAAGGCGAACGGUGUUCAGAUGGAGUUCUGCAAUCGGACAAACAUAACCUUUUGGGAGAAUUUUUACAUCCGAGAGCACCCACACAUUUUUAAGGCAAUUCCCGUGAACUUGCCGAUGGUUCUUGUGGUGGAGUGGAUAAAUAGGUGCAUGAGAUAUACAUGGAGCUAUCUGGAUAUAUUUAUCAUAUCAUUUAGUUUUGCGGCACAGUAUCGUUACCAUCAAAUUUACUAUCGGAUGGCGAGUAUUGAAGGGGUACACUACCCGCCAACCUUCUGGAAAGAUAUCCGAGCCGAUUACACAGCUGUGUCCCGAUUGGUUGCGUUUCUGGACGACAAGUUCGGUCAUCUCAUACUGCUGGCUUGUGCCAAUGAUAUGUUCGUUAUUGCUACUCAACUUUUUAAUGGAUUUCAGAGACGUCCUGCUUUGGCCACUGUGAUUUACUUUUGGUACUCAUUGGCGCUAUCUAUUUUCCGCACGGUUUGCAUGUUGUAUGUCGGAUCAGAGGUCCAUGUAGCGUCCAUGAGUCCUCUGAGCAUUCUUCGCAACGUUCCGUCUAAGAGUUGGGGAAUCGAUCUGCAACGGUUAACCGAUGAUGUCGCAUCGGGGGAUAAUUCGUUGUCUGGGAAAAAGUUCUUCUAUCUCACUAGGCAGAUUAUACUGGCGAUGGCAGGAACUCUCGUGACAUACGAACUGGUGCUAAUGGACCAAGUGAAACAAGCGAACGACCGCACCAAAGACUGCUCGUUCGCCUAAUUAUCUCGCCAGCUG
Toxorhynchites rutilus septentrionalis is the source of this 1332-nucleotide messenger RNA. Its product is annotated as gustatory receptor for sugar taste 64b-like. The transcript has 6 exons. Gene Ontology annotation, biological process: sensory perception of sweet taste; detection of chemical stimulus involved in sensory perception of taste. Gene Ontology annotation, cellular component: membrane. The record is from RefSeq and is a predicted model, not a curated record. The coding region runs from base 1 to 1317 and encodes 438 amino acids. NCBI's taxonomy places the organism in Eukaryota, Metazoa, Arthropoda, Insecta, Diptera, Culicidae. Gene Ontology annotation, molecular function: sweet taste receptor activity.